CCAGCCCCUAGAAGAGAGAAUAGCUACAGAUUCUCCAUCCUCGGUCUUUGCAAGGGGACGGCUGUGCCAGCCAGGCUCGGGCAGGCUCCUGGCAGCAUGGCAGUGAAGCUCAGGGCCCUCCUGCUGGUCCUCGCGCUCAGCCUGGCACAGCCAGCCUCAGCCCACCGGAAGCUCCUGGUGUUUCUGCUGGAUGGUUUUCGCUCGGACUACAUCAGUGAUGAGGCCCUGGAGUCCUUGCCUGGUUUCAAAGAGAUUGUGAGCAGGGGAGUAAAAGUGGAUUACUUGACCCCAGACUUUCCCAGUCUCUCUUAUCCCAAUUACUACACCCUAAUGACUGGUCGCCAUUGUGAGGUCCAUCAGAUGAUCGGGAACUACAUGUGGGACCCCAUUACCAACAAGUCAUUUGACAUUGGUGUCAACAGAGACAGCCUGAUGCCUCUCUGGUGGAAUGGAUCAGAACCUCUGUGGAUCACUCUGACCAAAGCCAAAAGGAAGGUCUACAUGUACUACUGGCCAGGCUGUGAGGUUGAGAUUCUUGGUGUCAGACCUACUUACUGCCUAGAAUAUAAAAACGUGCCAACGGAUAUCAAUUUUGCCAAUGCAGUCAGCGAUGCCCUUGACUCCUUCAAGAGUGGCCGGGCUGACCUGGCAGCCAUAUACCACGAGCGCCUGGAUGUGGAAGGCCACCACUACGGCCCCUCAUCACCUCAAAGAAAAGAUGCCCUCAAGGCAGUGGACACCGUCCUGAAGUACAUGACCAAGUGGAUCCAGGAGCGGGAGCUGCAGGACGACCUCAAUGUCAUUAUCUUCUCAGAUCACGGGAUGACAGACAUUUUCUGGAUGGACAAAGUGAUUGAGCUGAAUAACUACAUCAGCCUGAAUGACCUGCAGCAAGCGAAAGACCGAGGGCCUGUUGUGAGCCUCUGGCCAGCCCCUGGGAAACACUCCGAGAUAUAUAACAAAUUGAAGACAGUGGAACACAUGACUGUCUACGAGAAAGAAGCCAUACCGAGCAGGUUCUACUACAAGAAAGGGAAAUUUGUCUCUCCUUUGACCUUAGUGGCCGAUGAAGGAUGGUUCAUAACUGAGAAUCGAGAGAUGCUUCCAUUUUGGAUGAACAGCACUGGCAAGAGGGAAGGCUGGCAGCAUGGAUGGCAUGGAUAUGACAAUGAACUCAUGGACAUGAGGGGCGUCUUCCUGGCCUUUGGACCUGAUUUCAAAUCCAACUUCAGAGCUGCUCCAAUCAGAUCCGUGGACGUCUACAAUGUCAUGUGCAAUGUGACAGGCAUCACGCCCCUGCCCAACAACGGGUCCUGGUCCAGGGUGAUGUGCAUGCUGAGGGGCCAGGCCGGCUCGGCUCCGUCCGUCCUGCCGAGCGGCUGUGCGCUGGCCUUGGUCCUCCUCUUGCUGUUUGCAUAGCUGCUCCUGCUGUUGUCCCAGAACAUCGGGGAUGUGUGCCGCCGUGGCGGAAUGGUUUUCAUUUGCGAUAUGAAUAAUAGCUUCAUUAACACAAUCAAGGCCAUAAAAAUUGUAAAUAUGUUAUCUUGGAUGAUUCUAUACAUAAAAGUCCUAUUUCUUAAAAAAAAA
Ceratotherium simum simum (southern white rhinoceros) is the source of this 1587-nucleotide messenger RNA. It is a transcript of the gene ENPP6, whose product is annotated as ectonucleotide pyrophosphatase/phosphodiesterase 6. Gene Ontology annotation, biological process: lipid metabolic process; choline metabolic process. The record is from RefSeq and is a predicted model, not a curated record. Gene Ontology annotation, cellular component: plasma membrane. NCBI's taxonomy places the organism in Eukaryota, Metazoa, Chordata, Mammalia, Perissodactyla, Rhinocerotidae. Gene Ontology annotation, molecular function: glycerophosphodiester phosphodiesterase activity.